This is a messenger RNA of Hylaeus anthracinus, 737 nucleotides long. RefSeq lists its product as uncharacterized. The transcript has 3 exons. Bases 1 to 543 code for a protein of 180 amino acids. Lineage: Eukaryota; Metazoa; Arthropoda; Insecta; Hymenoptera; Colletidae. The record is from RefSeq and is a predicted model, not a curated record.
AUGAAUUCUAGAAUAUAUAAUCUGCAAAUUACUAUAUUUUUGAUACAAAUAUUCUUGCAAUGGUCUGGCGUUACCACGGAACACAGUUUGUUUUUUUUUGCAACUAUUAUUCGUAAUUUGAUCGAUAAUACGUUCAAUUUAUGUAUCGUUAAAUGUGCGUUAGGUUUUCCCAUAUCGAACGGGUUUCUGGCUUACAGAACGAUUUCGACCUCUUGGCGGAAAUAUUGUACCUGUCCAACAAAGUAUUCGUGUUCUUGCUGCCAAAGUGUUAUUAUUUUGUAUACUAAAGCUGAAAAAAGACUUUGCGUGAACGUCACUCAUCAAAAUAAUGGAUUAACGUUCAAUGUGAUGUUGAAUACCAACAGAAUAAAAACCAGAAACAUCACAGAUUAUAAACCAUUCAAGUUUUGCAUUACCAUACCAGGAUGCCUUUUUUCGUACGCAUGUGUAAAUGUAUCGGAGCUGAAUCAGUUCUCCAGGUACAAAAAGACAGAACAAAGGAAAUUUUUACUUAUUUUUGACUUUGACAUCUUUUAUCUUUAGUCGAUCGAUUCAAUGUUCUACACCAACUAAACUGUUUUAAAAUUUUACAAUAAGGUCGAUAACAGUUUGCCUUCGAUUGGACGUUUUCUCAAAGAAACAACAGUGGCAAAUAAAUUAUGACUGCAUUAGCAUAUCAACAGAGAUGAUUGUGGUAUUAGGAAAUAGCACGAUACAAAUAACGAACGGAACCGAAG